Molecule: messenger RNA, 2586 nt
Organism: Helicoverpa zea (corn earworm)
Lineage: Eukaryota; Metazoa; Arthropoda; Insecta; Lepidoptera; Noctuidae
Gene: Fbxl4
Product: F-box/LRR-repeat protein 4
Exons: 13
Coding region: 179-2026 (615 amino acids)
Biological process (GO): SCF-dependent proteasomal ubiquitin-dependent protein catabolic process
Cellular component (GO): SCF ubiquitin ligase complex
Molecular function (GO): protein binding
Source: RefSeq, a predicted model, not a curated record
UGUAGUGUUGUUGUUUGUCAGAGCGAAGCUGUUGUCAAUAAAAAAAAAACAUUCAUUUCAUUUUAUGAUUUUGCUUACCAUAAUUUCGUUUUAUUCGUGGAGUGCGCGUCUUCGUUGGUCAAGUUCUCGUGAUUUUCAUAAAUAAGAGGUUUUGGGCGAGGUUUUCAAUACUUUCAAAAUGCAGACUUCAGAUGUAAUAUCAUCUUUGUUUUGGUUUAAAAACGACAGUGAUGUGGACGACGAACAAGAACCGCAGAUAUUAGAACAGUUUGUUCAUAAUGUUGAAGAUUUUAGUUCGCAGUAUGGCAGUGAAAUCAGUGUUUCUUAUACUGCUUUUAAUCUACGAGGGCCUCCCUCUAAUUUUCCUGACUACGGCGACUAUCCACAAGCCUUCGUUAUGAGAACCUAUGGCACUUGGUGGGAAGAGGCCCCAUCAGCUCAACAAGAUUAUAUGCCACAGAACGCAAGUUCUAUCACCAGUCAAGAUUUUGUAGAAGUGUCCUUCGAAAAGGCAGUUUACCCACUUGAAGUAUCGAUCUUCGAGACAUACAACCCUGGUGCUCUGGUCCGCAUUUGGGCGUUAGGACCAACAGCCUGGAUGUUGCUGUGGGAAGGGGAACCGGAGUAUGUUGGAGACACGCCUAGGAUAUUCAGCCCUCCGAUACGGCAGCUUAAUGUACCGACACGAAUACUAAGGCUGGAGUUCAACCACAAACUUCUACCCUACUAUACGGAGUUGGAUGCAGUAUUGCUCCGAGGCAAACAGCCCCCGAACUUGGUGAAGAACAUGAGGAACAAUUUCUCAUACUCAUCGCUGUUUUAUAAGAAAACACAGCCCGUGGUUGAAAAAGGUCAGCUGCUGAACAGGAUAAUCGCGUCAAACCUUCAUGAGACUUUGGUACCUCAGAUUGUUGAGCCUCGAAAUCUGAAGCAGAUUGAUACAGGACCACCGCUGGGCGACUUUCAGAGAUUACCCGAUGAAACUAUACUCUGUGUGAUGAAGUACUUGGACAUCCAAUCCUUAUGCCGUUGCGCUCAAGUGAACAGACAUUUCAACCGGCUCGCCUCAGACGCUAUACUGUAUAGAAGCAUAGACCUCAGGCCUUAUUGGCAUUGUGUCCAAUCACAGGUGCUGAUAACACUCUCAAUGCGUUGCAAAUUCCUUCAGAAACUCGAUCUAUCUUGGUGCGGCAGUCAUCGCAUGAUCCAGCCUAAUUACGUAGUCAAUUUCCUGAAAGACAGCGGCGCAGAAUUAACACAUUUGCGCAUGAAUUGCUGCAAAUUUGUUGACAAUACCGUGCUAAGAGCCAUCGUUGACACCUCUACUUGUUUACAAGAGCUAUGCCUCCGAUCAGUAGUAGGCUGUUCAGACUGGAUAUGCCUAUCAGCACUAAAGAGGCUUAAACGCUUGGAUCUAUACAGAACUGAUAUCACCACGUCUGCUGCCGUCGCCAUCAUCAGGUCGAACCCGGGAUUGAGACAUCUUAAUGUUGGUUCAUGCAAAAUGAUAUCAUCAAUGGACGAGGUAGCAAUAGCUCUCGGCGCAAACUGUCCCAAUUUAGUGUCAGUUGACUUCUGGAAGUCUUAUUCUCUAACUCCUAAUGGCAUUAGAGCGCUUGGCAAUUGUAAGAAACUUCAAGAACUUGAUGUUGGCUGGUGCUUACAAGCAGGCGGGUCGGGCGAGUGGCUGGCGUGGCUAGCCGGCGCGGAGCUGCGCAAGCUAUUCCUCGGAGCCCUGCGCGGCGUCUGCGACCGCGACCUCCGGGCUCUGCUGCCGAGAGCUCCUAAGUUGGCGCAGUUAGAUUUGUUAGGAGUGAGGGCUGUUACACCUGAUAUUUGUGACGCGAUCCUGGCGGAAUGCAGGGACCUCAGACUUCUGGAUGUCAGUUUCUGUGAUCAAAUUCAAGAAUCACAGGUAUUAGAAUGGCGCGAGCAGUAUCCCCAUGUAAGCAUAAAGCGAUCCUUCCAGUCAGCUAAUUUGAAUACAGCGCCCAAUCCAUUGUUUUUGGCACCGAGUUUAGAAUAAAAUUAUAAAAAUCCAAUUCCACGGAUAAAUUUAAAUAUCAAAAUAAAAAGUGUUGAAAAUGUCAUGUUGGAUGUAGAAUGACGCCUGGUUUUACCAAUAACCGUCUGAUUAAGGUAAACAACAGUUUAUAUAAUUAUGAACUUUUUCACUGAUAAUAUAAAUGUUAGUUUUUCAUUGUGAAAUUGUCCCGUAAUAUUUAUGUUGAAAGGUGUCAUUUGUUUGUGCAGAAAUAGACAGGCAUUCCAUGCAUAUUGUAAUAUUUUAAAAGACAGAAUACAGUAUGUAUACUACGGAAUACCCUAAAGUUAUUGGCUAAUAGUAUUUUUUGGGAUAGUUGAAGUCUCAGCUAAGAAUAAUAUUGGUACCUAAGCGAUAAUAUAAAAAUGUUAAAUUACAACAGCAGCAGCACUGAACAAACUUAUAUUUCAAUAUAAUGUGAUUAAAACUAUUUACAAAGAAUACGCAAGAAAUAAUAUAAUACAAGCUGUUGAUUUGCAUCCGUGCCAUAUUCAAGGAGGUAAUUAUGCUAAUGAUUCUCGACCCAAAUCAAUAAAAAAAUU